GUGCCUGGAAAGGGUUCGUUUCUGUCAUGUGACAUGUGACGUCACCCCUGGAGGGAGGGGGCGGGUUCCCAUCAUGGCGUCAAUGCAGAAACGGCUCCAGAAGGAAUUGUUGGCUUUACAAAAUGAGCCACCACCCGGAAUGACAUUAAAUGAAAAGAGUGUUCAGAAUUCUAUUACGCAGUGGAUCGUAGAUAUGGAAGGGGCACCAGGAACGUUAUACGAAGGAGAGAAGUUUCAACUUUUAUUUAAGUUCAGCAGUCGAUAUCCCUUUGAUUCUCCUCAGGUUAUGUUCACCGGUGAUAAUAUCCCUGUCCAUCCUCAUGUUUAUAGCAAUGGUCAUAUCUGUUUAUCUAUUUUAACGGAAGACUGGUCUCCUGCACUAUCGGUGCAAUCCGUGUGUCUUAGCAUAAUCAGCAUGCUAUCUAGCUGCAAAGAGAAGAGAAGACCUCCAGAUAAUUCCUUUUAUGUAAGAACAUGCAACAAAAAUCCAAAGAAAACAAAAUGGUGGUACCAUGAUGACACAUGUUGAUGCCAGUUUCAAGAUCCCCCUAGAAGAAGAUAUCCUACUGAAUACAUGAGCACUUUGAUCCUUCAGGUCUUUGAACUUUAAACUUUGACUGAAGGUGACCGAAUGAAAUGAAGACUACUUCCUUUUUACUGCAUUUUUACUAGUGUGCAUUGUGGCGCAUGUUGAUAGCUGUCUCAGCACAUGCAGCUGACAUGCUUUGUUAGUCAUACUGGAUAAAUGCAGAUGGCAGGACAAAAUUCCAUUUUACUUUCUCUUACGCUUUCCAAGAUUUCCCAGGUCCUCAUGUAUUGUGCAAUAACGAUGAUAAAUGCAUGAACGGGCCUCCUGGAUAUGUUUACCAAAUGCAUCGGGAUAAGAAGGCUUCCAGCAUUACAUUGCCAUCCAUGACACCGGGAUACCUUGCACUGUGAUCGUGAAAAUGGCUCCGUGGUUGAACAUGUUUGACCUCAAGGACUGCGAAACAGGAACUCUGUAUAUUUAUUACCUUGUUUCCUUUAUGUCGGGUGGCUUUGUGAAUGGACAGGUACAAGAAUAUCAAUCCCAUGCAGUAAAGUAUAUAACUGUAUAUAGCUGUUGAUGCAGUUUAGAGUAUAGUGUGUGAGAUAUGCUAGGUUCUAGAUAACAUUAGUGGACAACUUACCUGUGCACACCUGACACAGUCAUUUUGUGGACUCGGACACCACCCACGAUUCCUUGGUUUCUUUUUUUUUAGUGGGGGAAAAAGAGGCAGUGUUAAGUUCAAGAACAGUCCACAAAUCUCCACCGGGAAGGUCUCAAUUACUUUUACUGUGGGUGUGACGAGGCUUAUUUUGUUUUCUGUAAGCCAGCUUUGUUACUUCAGCCCACAUAUUUCUCCAUAUACUCCAAUGGAGAGUCUAGUAAUGGACCAGUGAUACUACUCUUAUCACUCACAUCCUGUUUGGUCAUGAGCCUCCGUUAUCAAAGUGUCUGGUGAAGGAGCUAUUGUCUGUGUUAUCCAUAGUAAACAUUUCAUUUCCCUCUUUAGUAUGGGAGUGUGGAAAGAUGUCUCUGGUUGCUAUGGAUAGACCAGAUUUUUUUCAAAUCCUGCCUCAUUCCAUCCAAAACAGAGCAUUAAUUUUAGGCAGGGUUGCUCUUUCCCCUCAGCCUUUCGGCAUAAUAGGGAGCUGGAGACAUGGGUAAAUUGGCAGGCUGCAAUUUGAUGCACAAUUUGGGCCUACAUAAAGGUGGCACCAUUGUAUAUAGGUGAGGGUAAAACUAUUCAGGGCUUUAUAUGAGAAUUGGUGGCAGACUUAUCUAGGCCUGGGUACCACAUCUAGCUUUUUCUUUUCAUUCAUGUUUAGUUAUGUUUUCAUCAGCUUGAGCCCUGCUCUGUCAAGUAUUUGUUGGGAAAAAAAAAACACAUUUGUCACUUUUUUUUUCUGGUCAUUGUUGUAAGUCAUGAUUAAUGUAAUACAAAAUCUUAUUUAGAGAGAGAACCUUGUCAUAUAUAAUUUUUUUGUCUUCAUUCCUAAAAACAGUAGAACCCUUAAAGUCAAAUUGAGGUAUCUUUUUCGAGAAAUGAGAUGAAAUUUUUUCUUAACCCAAGCAAUUCAGCCAACUCUCUCUUUCUCAUUUUUUAAAUCGGUUUAUAGUUGAUAGUUGUUUUCACAAAAAAAAAAAAAACUUUUUAUACAGUACUGACUUAGUUCAGCUCUUAUAGCAAGAUCGCAGUCUAUGGCUUACAUUUACGUAUAUAAUACCAAGGCUGUUAGUAAUGUUUAGUGAUUAUAUUUCCAGAGCCAUCAUUUCAAAUAAUUGUAGUGUGUGUAAAGGCAAGGUUUUAGCUUUGAAUGGAAUGUAGAAGGGUUAGACCCUCCGCCAAGUUUUCAUUGCAGUCUGUGUCCAUGAUGUGGCGAUUCACCCCUCCCUAUUUGUCUUGAUGACCAUUGUGACUGAAACAAAAUGGAAAUCCUAAAUUUCAGAGCUAUAAAAGCAAUAGAUGAGGGGAAGUCUUCCAAAUGAGACAAAUGUUCGGUUGAGAGUUUUACAAGAUGGGAUUUCCUUCAACUUCCUGUUGUGUCUGGAGGAAUUUGAGGUAUACUGAAUAUCCCCAGCAAGACGCAAACUGCAAAAAAUCUAAUGGGCUUUUUAACCCUUCUACAUUCUAUUCAAAAAAGUUUUUUUUGCUCUUCAUACACGUUAAAGCUUUAAAAUAUACUUUACAUAUGCCAAAAUGAUUUUUGUCCUUCACUAACUUGUGAGACCGCUGUGUUCGUGCCGAGACCUUCCUGUCUCAUACCCGGAACACAUUAGAGUCUAUCUGAUCUGCCGUUCAGAGAAAGCAAUGUAUUCUAGCAAUGAAUACAAAGCUUCCUCUGAUUGAUUGAGUCAGAGAGGCAGGCUGAUGAUAUCACAAGCUCUGACUUAGCCAAUCAGAGGAAGCUUUGUAUUCAUUGCUAGAAUACAUUGUUUUCUCUGAACGGCUGAGCUGCACUCAGACAGACUAUUGUGUUCGGGGCAUGAGACGAGAAGGUAUCGCUCGAACCCAGAACACAGCUCGGUAUACUGUAUAUAGAUAGCAUCAGCUACUUACAGUAUAUACCGCACAUCUAGGGACAUCGUUUGUUUGGGCCAGCUUGGCCCAAAAAUACUAUGUAAAGUGUAUUAAAUGUUGAGCUUUAAUGAAGAUGCCACAUAUGAAUUGUCGUUGCUAGAUGCAAGCAUCCUAUAAAACGUUAUUGGUUGGGUGUAAAAUAACUCAUUUUACUUACACAAUGAAAACCUGUCUUUCUCAGUUACCACCAUUUAUUAAAGUGUUCAGAUUGUAUUUGACUUUCCAACUUUUUAUUGAAAGUGGAUGGUCUAAAAAAGACUGUAGGGCUUCAGGAAUCCAGUACACUACUUUUAUUCCAGUUCUUUAGAUUAGCCAGUAAAUAGUUAUCAGUGUCUAAUCUUGCACCAUGUUAGCCAUUCACAAAUGUGGCCUUAAACUGCUGCCUUUUCAUUGGCUAACUUCUCAAUAAAAAGUAUUCUAAACCGGGUAUCUUUGUUGACAGGCUGUUGAAAGGAAAAAAGGGUUAUGACUGUUAAGCAUUUUUGGCCUUUGCAAAGUCAGCCCCCCAAAUGGAACAGUUUGAUGUUACUUAGAUAACGCUAAAACUUGUCGUUUUGCACCACAACAGUCUUACUCUUCUGUACUCCUUAAAUUAGUUACCAAAAAUAUAUCUGCAUAGACAGGGAUGUUUUCAAGAAUGAUGGGUGACUGCGAUCUGUCCUUGAGCAAGUCUGUGUAGCUCUGUGACCUGGUACAAUUCUCCCCUGGCUAUUAAAGUGGAACACACAUUGUACUUUGCAUCAAUACUCUUCUAGCUAUGGGCCUACUUGAAGUGAGAUUUUCCAACAGGAGAUACUCAAAAUCAGGAGUAUAUUUUACCAUUAUCUGCCUGCUAAGCAUAUGUAUAAGACUACAAAACAACCAAUUUGUGCAUCUGUUGCACACAAUCCGAUUGUACAAGUGGGAUAAAAAAGCCUCCCCUAGCUGAACACUAUUAUAAUUGUCAUUUUAAAUUGUUUUUAAAACUUUCCUAGUUGAUUGAUCUUUUCUUUUGGUUGGAAAUGGAACUUUUAUCAGAUGUGUGUCACACUUAUCAAAUGUCAGCAGAGUAGUCACAGGUGAGUCUUGGCAUACUAUUGAGGGACGGCAAGACGCAUCGCCACUCGUCAUCCUCCACUGGACAUCUGCGCUCAUUCUGUAGUUUAUAGGCUCCAUUCUCCUUGUAUUUAAAGAAAAUGAAAAUAUAUUUAUUAUAAAUUAAUAUUUGUUCAGACGUCUGAAUGUGACACAGUUGUAUCUGUGAUUCUGUAGUAUAGAAGCUAUUACGGCUUCUUUACACAAUAUGCAGAACACUCUCAAGUGAAACACUGUGACCAGUUAUUGUCUUGUCCAGGCUAUUGAGUGAUCUUUAGACUUUGAAUGAAGGAGGCAGAGCAGAGCUGGCAGCUAUGAAAGUCUCUUGACACCAGAAAAUGCUGUUGCUCUAAUCCAACUAAUUGUUGGGUUUUAUGGAAUAUUCUUGGUCAAAUAAAUUAUUUUCCAUAUGUUA
Messenger RNA from Rana temporaria (common frog), 4593 nucleotides. It is a transcript of the gene UBE2W, whose product is annotated as ubiquitin conjugating enzyme E2 W. NCBI's taxonomy places the organism in Eukaryota, Metazoa, Chordata, Amphibia, Anura, Ranidae. The transcript has 6 exons. The coding region runs from base 74 to 529 and encodes 151 amino acids. The record is from RefSeq and is a predicted model, not a curated record.